This is a messenger RNA of Monoraphidium neglectum, 609 nucleotides long. Its product is annotated as Ankyrin repeat domain-containing protein 2. NCBI's taxonomy places the organism in Eukaryota, Viridiplantae, Chlorophyta, Chlorophyceae, Sphaeropleales, Selenastraceae. The transcript has 5 exons. The record is from RefSeq and is a predicted model, not a curated record. The coding region runs from base 1 to 609 and encodes 202 amino acids. Gene Ontology annotation, molecular function: protein binding.
AUGGCGACCGCGACUCCUGAAGAGUGGCUGGAAUUCUUGAUUGAUAGCGCGCGGUAUGGAGAUACAGACGACGUCAGAACCGCCAUCAAGGAGGGCGUGGUGGUGGAUGGCACAGACUCAUCAGGGCGGACAGCGCUGCACAUGGCUGCUGCCAACGGCCAUGAAGAAAUUGUUUCCAUAUUGCUUGAUGCAAAUGCGUCUGUGAAUGCCAAGAAUGCAGAGGGCAAUACAGCGCUGCACUGGGCGUGUCUCAAUGGGCGGAAAGAGGUGAUGCGGCUGCUGCUGGAGCGCGGGGCAUCUGCCACAGUGCUGAACAACGCCACACGCACCCCUGUGGACGAGGCGCUCGCAUGCGGGCAGGAGGGACUGCUGGAGCUCAUCAACAGCUUCGACGCAGCUGCGGACGCGCAGGUUCAAUUCGCAGACGCCGCGGACAGCGCCGGCGGCGAUGAGGACGGGGAUGAUGAAGAGGGCGGCGGCGGCGAGGGUGGCGGCGGCGAAGGCGGCAGCGGCAGCGGCGGCAGGGGUGCAGGGGGUGAUGGCGGCAACGGUGGCACGGCAGAGCAGCAGCUCGCGCAGGAGGCGCAGCAGAAGCUAGGAUUGCAGUAA